AUGCUUGAAGAGUGUGACAGGUCUCAUGACAUCCGUCGUUGUAUACGAUGGUGCUACUACUUUGAUAAGGUUCUGAGCAUGCUUCUGGUGCGACCACCAUCCUUGCCAGCGCUAAGUGUUGAGCCAACCUCUUUACUUCUGUCAAGACAAGCAGACCCGUUAGAUAUGAAAGCCAAUAUCUUGAUCAAGCUGGCACAUGUGCUGGAUGGUGCCCUGUCUGUGCUAACACCAGGUGAUGGAAUCCCUGACAACCAGGCCCUGGGGGCUAUUACCCGCUUAGAAGCCGAAUUGCAAGACAUAUGGGAGGAGCUGUGUGAGGCAAGAGCAAACUCGAGCGGCACAUUGGAACUGCGCUUGGAAUGGGAUGCAGUGGACUUUACCUAUCAUUCUAUCAUAACAACAGUCUUGCGACUCAAUUCGGUUUCCUUACAUGAUCAUCGUGUGCGUGAACGCUGUUUAUCUCAUGCUCGCAGAGCACUACGAUCUAUGAAUGUGCUUCAAUAUCAUAUCUUGCGAGGUGAACAAGUUUACCAUGAUUUUGUGUUCUGGACUGUGCUUCUCUACCCACUUACGCCUUUUUUUAUCAUUUUUUGCAAUGUCAUUGCAACGUCCAAUCGCGAGGAUUAUAAUCUCCUAACCCAAAUAACAGCGGCCUUAUCCCGCAUCAAGGAGUAUAACCCUUCUAUACUCCGAUUACACGGGCUAUUUUCCCAGUUCACAGCCUUUUGCGAUCAGCUUUAUGAAACCAUCGCUCAGGACGCUUCACAGCAGCAUGAGCAAACCACAGAGGCAAUCAGAAGCCAGCCCACUGAAGUUACUGCAUCUAAUGACGCUAACGUAUCAGUGUAUCCCCAGCUUCAUGAGUCAAUUACCGCAAGGGCACACCGCAGUGAUAGCACUCAACUAGGAAGCUCAGAGCAACAGGUGUUGUAUUCGCAAGCACUCGAGGCUGGAGGCUAUCUCAGCAAACGUCGUCAAUGUGGGAUGAUGGACUUAUGUGGGAGCUUUUCAAUAUCCAGCCAACGGUUGAAUGGUUCGAUGCGGGGUACAAAGAUAGUGCGACUGGGAUAUAAUAUAGUAUUAUAA
Aspergillus nomiae NRRL 13137 is the source of this 1086-nucleotide messenger RNA. RefSeq names its product fungal specific transcription factor domain-containing protein. Bases 1 to 1086 code for a protein of 361 amino acids. The transcript is spliced from 3 exons. The record is from RefSeq and is a predicted model, not a curated record. NCBI's taxonomy places the organism in Eukaryota, Fungi, Ascomycota, Eurotiomycetes, Eurotiales, Aspergillaceae.